Molecule: messenger RNA, 696 nt
Organism: Aspergillus fumigatus Af293
Lineage: Eukaryota; Fungi; Ascomycota; Eurotiomycetes; Eurotiales; Aspergillaceae
Product: glycosyltransferase family 34 protein
Exons: 3
Coding region: 1-696 (231 amino acids)
Biological process (GO): protein N-linked glycosylation
Cellular component (GO): Golgi membrane
Molecular function (GO): glycosyltransferase activity
Source: RefSeq, a predicted model, not a curated record
AUGGCCAGGUCCUACCAGAUGAGCAGCCAGCGGCUCAAGCUGAAUGCUGUUGGACACGUGCUGUUGGCCUUUCUCGGUGUCAUUGGGCUACUCAGCCUGUUUUCUAAUCACCACAGAAUUGCAGCCCCGGGGGCAACUCAGCGUCCCCCAACAAUAGGCAAGGUGACAAUGAUAUACGGGAACCACUCGAUAUACGAGAGAACCUUGGAGACACACAAGGAGCACAGUCGGCGACUGGGCUACCCCCUUACAGUUCUGCGAAAUCCAAUCCUGCACGGCAUUUGGAACAAACUCGCCAUUCUUCAGUCAGUCGUGCUCCGGGAACUGGAAAAGCCGGCCGAUCAGCGAUUGCAGUGGCUCUUUUGGUUCGACAGCGACACGGUGCUGAUGAAUCCUAACAUGCCGCUGGAGACAUUUCUUCCCCCGCCGGAAUUGCCCAACGUGCACCUGCUGACGAGCAGGGGCUGGAAUGGGCUGCACGGCGGGGUGUUUUUCCUUCGCGUUCAUCCGUGGUCCGUGGAAUUGCUUUCUGCCGCCAUCGCCUACCCGGUCGUGAAGCCUAACGUCCAGCUUAUGGUGGCUGGAGCAGUCUGCCAUCAACAAUGUCUUGGCCGAGAACGAGUACUUUGCUCGAUCGACCGUGUACUGCCCGCUCCGGUGGUUCAAUGCCUACAUGAGAACAUCCGAACGGGGUAG